AUGUUCUCUACAAUUAUAUUACUGGCCUCACUUCUGCUUGCCAUUAAUAUAACUUUGGGUGAGGCUCAAUCAGUUCAGCCACAGAAUUGUGUCUGCUAUGACCCUAGUCGUCUUGAUACUAAAAAUUCUACUGUUACUUGCAACACCACUCACUGUAGUCGUGGCAAUAAUCCUAACUGUAAUGCUAAUUAUCCUGAUUAUACUAUAAUGCAUCUUCGUGCUUUUGGUUAUUAUGGUGUUAUUAAUCAUUAUCUUGGUUGUAACUGUCCCGGUUAUAACUAUAGUAAUUCUAGUUAUGAUAAUGCUCUUAGUAUUAGUAGAAAUGGUAUAUAUUCCUACACUNNCGACGAGAUCCGACGUGGGAUCCGAUCGGAUCCGAGACCGUCGGAAUCCAAUGCGAUUCCGUCACCAGGAUUUCAUCGGAUCCGUCGAAUUCCUGUAGGAUCCGAUAAAAUUCAGUAUUGGAUCCGAUGGGAUUCGAUGGGAUCCGGUGGGAUCCGAGUAUGGGAUUGUUCGACCUGGGAUAGAGCAUACCGAGUUAUCAGUUUAUGA
Adineta ricciae is the source of this 552-nucleotide messenger RNA. The record is from the annotation of a GenBank genome assembly. NCBI's taxonomy places the organism in Eukaryota, Metazoa, Rotifera, Eurotatoria, Adinetida, Adinetidae.